This is a messenger RNA of Tachysurus fulvidraco (yellow catfish), 2189 nucleotides long. RefSeq names its product cilia- and flagella-associated protein 100-like. Lineage: Eukaryota; Metazoa; Chordata; Actinopteri; Siluriformes; Bagridae. Bases 129 to 1718 code for a protein of 529 amino acids. The record is from RefSeq and is a predicted model, not a curated record. The transcript is spliced from 13 exons.
GUGCGCGCGCGCGUGCGCGUGCGUGUGCGCGCGCGCGUGUGUGUGUGAAUCUAAAUGGUUCUGGAACGUUAUAAAGUUCUGUUCUAUUUUGUCAUUUCCGUUAUUCUGUUAGAGACACAACAGUAAACAUGAACAUGGAUAGCGGAAGAAAUAAAGAAAUAAACAAGACGGAGAAAAAUGAACAAGACGGAAAAAAUUCCCCCUUUAAAAUGCCUAGGUACCUGUCACAGUACAGGGUAUUAGAAGAAGAAUGGGCAAGACAGGAGCGGAGAAGGCAGCGCACUCUCAAGGUGCACGAGAAGGGGGUUAAAGGCAUAGCGAAGGGGCGCUCGAUUAUAUCGUGCUAUAUGGAGGAGAUUGAGAAGGAGGAGCAGAGAGAAGCAGAGGAGAGGAUGUUUGAUGAUGAUGCAAGAAGUUACGUUUCUUCUGAUACCUACAAGAAACGUCAAUGGGGUUAUUACCACAAAGGGACUCGCCAAGACUUCCUGGAGAAACAGAGAGAGAUGUGUCAGCUUAAGUACUGCAAUGCAGAGAGAGAAAAGAUCAUCCAGGAUCUCAAAGAUCAGACAAUGAUGGAAGAAGCGGAGCUGGCAAAGCAAGAGGAGAGCGUUACUGACGAAGCCUUUCUGAAAUUUGUCAAGGAGGAAACAGAGAAAACGGCACUGGCUUUAAAAAGGCUUGAAGAAAGCGAGAAGAAAGCACUGGAACUAGAAGAAGAGAUCAAGUGGAAAGAGCUGGAAAGUGAGAAAGUAAUGAAGAACAUUGCCAAGAACAAGGAAAUGUUGGAUCUGGAAAAGCAGUGUGAGGAGUUUCUCUGGAAGCUUUCGCCCCCUGAGUGGCAGCAAAGGCAGGAAGUCAGGAGGAAGAUCAAGGCUGAGAAGAUCAAGGCUUCUGCCUUGGAGAAGAAACCAGCUGAGCAACAUAGCCUGCGGAAAUCCCCGUCCCAAAGCUACAAGAACACUGAAGAGGAUGAGGAGAUUACGAAGAACCUGGAGUUCGAUGAGAAGCCUCAGAUAUAUUUCACCGACCCGCAGCAGCUGAUAAACAUCAUGGAUGAGAUGGAGGACAAGACCCAACGUCUCUUUGAGGAGCUGGACAGCACUGAGCGUUCCAUGGAGUUCUGCAAGGAAUAUGAUAAGAAUGGGCUCGCAAAAAUGAAGAAGGUAAACGCUGAUCUUAAUAUGGAGAUCGAGUUCCUGACCAAAACCCUCGAGGAGCAGGUAAAGUGGGCAGAAGAGCUACAGAACAACGUCGAGAUUUUCAGAAGUAGUGAGAGCAGCUUUCAGAGAAAGGAUGAAGACCUGAAGCAGCUGAACGAGAAGAUCGAGCAGGUGUUCAGAGUCUGUGUAGGAUUUGCUCCGGACACUCAGGGCUCACGACAGAUGCUCAAAGCCAUCGGGUUAAACCUGUAUGAGCUUUUAGAGAAGUUCGAGAGCCUUCCAGAGGAGCAGCUGAUACAGAUAAAGAGGAAGUACAAACAGGAUAAGAUCACCAGCGCAAGAAAAGAGGAAAAGCUGCAGAAGUUGAGGGUUCUGCAGGAAAAGAGGGAACAGCGAGCUGCAAUGAGACAACAGCGGACUAUGGCUGAAGUCCAGAAACCUACAGGAAAGAAAGAAAUGUCACGGUCCUGGUUAGUGAAGACGGUUCACACGAAGGAAGACAAGAAAACCGAUCUCGCCAGGGAACAGGAAGAGUUAGAGAAAGACCUUCUGGAGUAACCGUGUACGGAGGAUCUAAACAUAUACGGUGCUGCUUGAACGUUUGUGACUCAGUAAUGUUCGGGUUAAGAGCUUCCACACUACACAAGCUUCGGUCCUGGUUCGGUACAUAUAAAAACAGACCAUAUGCUUGAAAUCUGAUAUGAUGAUAGCUUUAAUAUAUAAAAAAAAGAGGUCUGGAGUCUCAGAGUGCUCUUUAAAACACAAAGUAUUUAUUAAAAUAAAAAGUCUUUUCAUAGGAUUGUUACAGUAGUUUUAAUUCAUUCCUCUGACCAAAAAAAAAAGAAAAAAAAAAGUGUCCUUCACUGAAAGGUGAAAGUGUCCUUCAUGUCCUAACACUACUGUAUGCUGGGUGAAAUGUUUCAGUAUUUUAUUACAUUUAGAAAUGACACUUUUUGUUUGCACGACUAUACGUGACUACGUUGUUUACCACAAGAUGGCACACAAACACAAUAAACCUGUACAAAUAGA